This is a messenger RNA of Durusdinium trenchii, 897 nucleotides long. NCBI's taxonomy places the organism in Eukaryota, Dinophyceae, Suessiales, Symbiodiniaceae. The record is from the annotation of a GenBank genome assembly.
AUGGCGCUGUAUCUGCCCCAGACUAGGCCCUAUUCUGACAAAAAGGGCCGUUUUGACGAGCAGGUCAGAGGUGAUGUGGUCUCCUACUUGGGAUGUCUCUAUCAUUCCGUGGCGGAAACCCUUCCCGAUGUCAGGGAUGAUGCCUUUGAUGGAGAUCGCGCUGCUUUUGUUGCAGCUGGUUUGACUGAUGAGUAUGCCAUCGAAUUGAACAAACAAGCGACAGCUGACCCACAGCCUGAAGCGUUGAACCUGAAUCCAGACUCAAAGAAAAAACCGAGAAAGAUGUGUAAGGGUGUCAAACUCAACCCAGAUCGCUUAGCAGGAUCGCCCACAGAGGGUGGCAUGGAGAUUCGCAAACUCCCACCCGGCUCGAUGAAGGAAUACCAUGAACAAUACAAGAUUCAGUCACCACUGCAAGCGCCAGCAAGCUUCCCAUAUUUUUGGCGGGUAGCUUGCAAGAACGUGCGCAGCAUCACGUGCCAGUACCUGCGUACUGGGCACACACACGAGGACGUGGAUCAACUAUUCGGAACUUUGAGUAAAUACAUGCUCAAAGUCCGAGACCUGCAAUGCCCAGCCGACCUGGUCAAAGCCAUCACAGAUUUCUUGGUCAACGCCAAGAUGCCUUUUGAAGCUGAGCGGUAUGUUGUUACCAUGGAUGAUAUGAGGGACUGGACUGGCUUCUUGGCUGAAGGGGUGCCCUUCAGGCUAAAGGGCAUUGGUUUGCAGAGCCACGAGCUGGAGAGCAUCUGGGAUUAUGCAGAACAUCCAGAUGAUGUGGUGCUGAGGACUAAGCAGUGGAUGGCCAGCGGUGACUUUAGCCUGACAACUGUGGCGUAUCCGAAGCAGCUUGCCUUAGACCGACUACCGAUGGGAUUGCCCAUAGGCCCGGGGUGA